AUGUCAAGAAUAAAGGAGAUUGUGGCCAUUGCUCUGGCUCUGAUAGGAUGGAUCAUUGCUGUUGUUGCCUGUGUUCUGCCUAUGUGGAAGGUCUCAGCUGUGACUGAAGCUGGUACUGGCAGAGCCCAAAUCAUCUGGGAGGGCCUCUGGAUGAGCUGUGUUACGAAGAGCACUGGACAAAGGCAGUGUACGGCCUACGACUCCAUGGAGGCUCUACCUUCAGACCUGCAGACAGCCCGAGACAUGACUGUUAUUGCCAUCAUCACGGCUUUGCUGCCUUUGACGCUCUCCUUUAUGGGUGCAAAGUGCACCAACUGCAUUAAGGACAAAGCAUUAAAGGCAAAACUUAUGAUGGUCUCUGGGGUCUACUUCAUUAUUUCUGGUUGCCUAGUGCUCAUCUCUGUGUCCUGGACAAGAAACACCACAAUCCGGGAUCCCCGCAUGUCCUCAACUCCACACACAGAUCCUGAAGUGUCACUUAGCAUGGGCUUUGCUGCUUCUGCUCUGCUCAUCACUGGAGGAGUCAUGCUAUGCUGCACCUACAUUUCAUGGAGGAGAAGGUAA
Molecule: messenger RNA, 564 nt
Organism: Colossoma macropomum (tambaqui)
Lineage: Eukaryota; Metazoa; Chordata; Actinopteri; Characiformes; Serrasalmidae
Product: claudin-4-like
Exons: 1
Coding region: 1-564 (187 amino acids)
Biological process (GO): cell adhesion; bicellular tight junction assembly
Cellular component (GO): plasma membrane; bicellular tight junction
Molecular function (GO): structural molecule activity
Source: RefSeq, a predicted model, not a curated record